This is a messenger RNA of Dovyalis caffra, 561 nucleotides long. Lineage: Eukaryota; Viridiplantae; Streptophyta; Magnoliopsida; Malpighiales; Salicaceae. The record is from the annotation of a GenBank genome assembly.
AUGGCUUCUUGCAGCAAAUCUCUCUUUUAUUCAAAAUUUGAUUUAGGCUCUCUUUUAUCUUCACGUCCUCCUCUUCCAUUCCCUCCUAACUUUUCUUCUUCUUUUUCUUCAACUAAUUUCUUUGCAUUCAGUCAGUUUAAAGAAAUCAGUCUAAGAUACUCCUCUGAUUUACAACCCUCGUCAAUCAUCAAGAAAUCACAGCCUAGAAGGCACAUUUGCAGAGCAGCUGAAUACAAGUUCCCCGAUCCAAUUCCCGAAUUCGCUGUUGCUGAGACAGAAAAGUUUAAGACCCAUCUUCUCAAAAAGCUCACCAAGAAAGAUAUUUAUGGAGAUUCGCUUGAAGAAGUUGUAGGAAUCUGCACUGAGAUAUUCAGUACCUUCUUGCACGCAGAGUACGGUGGUCCUGGAACACUCUUGGUCACACCUUUUAUUGAUAUGGCUGAUACUGUGAAUGAGCAGGGGUUACCUGGAGGACCUGAAGCUGCACGUGCAGCGGUCAAAUGGGCCCAAGGUCAUGUUGACAAUGACUGGAAAGAAUGGACCGGUGGUGACAGUAAUUAA